AUGCAUCUACCAAACAACCACAACUUGGCAAAUAUGACGGAUGUGUACAAUUCCUUGCAGGAAACCCUCCAGGAAUAUCACGGAGAACUAGUUCAAACCGGAAGUCCCGCUAUUUUGUGCAGUGUUCUGCCGACACAUUGGAGAUCGAACAAGAGUUUGCCAAUAGCUUUUAAAGUCGUCGCCUUGGAUGAUGUACCAGAUGGAACAGUUGUUUCUUUGAAAGCAGGGAACGACGAAAAUUAUUGUGCGGAAUUGAGGAACUGCACCGCCGUCAUGAAAAAUCAAGUCGCGAAAUUCAAUGAUCUUCGAUUCGUGGGGCGGUCGGGAAGAGGGAAAAGUUUCACCCUCACCAUCACCAUCAGCAGUGCGCCCUGGUAUCAAAUGGCCACUUAUUCAAAAGCAAUCAAAGUCACCGUAGAUGGACCGAGAGAACCGCGCACAAAGUCAAGUUAUCAAUACGGAUAUGGACUGUCUGGGCUACCCGGAGGCUUUAACCCAUUUUUACUGAAUCCAGGGUGGCUAGAUGCAGCGUACAUGUCUUAUGCUUUCCCGGAUUAUCUUAGGCACAGAACGAACCCUAUAUCACCUCAAGCCAAUAUCCACCCAUCCCUAAUUAAAGGUCCUCAUUUGCCACCAAACGUCCAACCCGCCCACGACUUCUACAUCCAAUCUCCAUCAGCACCAGCAGGUCCAUUCCACCCAGCGUCGAACUUCUUACCAAAUUCCAUGGCUCCUUUUCCGCAGGACUUGGGGAAGGUGACCAACUAUGAAGUUAACUUAAGACCUAUGUUGCCAAAUCCCAUGGAACAGCUUAGUUUAAGAAUGUCUCCUGUUUCCAACAGUCAAAGCAUAAGUCCACAACUCUCCACCAGCGCUCAAGAAACGAGGAUACAUUCUACAGUUGAUCAAAGUUCGGCUUCGGAACAGUCUGACGACGAAGAUAUAGACGUGGUGAAAUCAGCUUUCGUGCCCAUAAAACCGGCUAGUGUUCUUUUACAAGAAAUUCAACAUCCUGACUCCACGGUUCAAGAUAAAGACCCAGUUUCGACGAAAUGUGACCUGAAAGCACCUAGUUCAAGAAGUCUUAAAAAUCUAACAGUGACACCUCCAAAAUCGCCAAAUACCAAAAUCCACUCCCCGCCAUCGAUAAACACGGCAAAGACGGUUUGGAGGCCUUAUUAG
Anoplophora glabripennis (Asian longhorned beetle) is the source of this 1182-nucleotide messenger RNA. RefSeq names its product segmentation protein Runt (gene run). The transcript has 3 exons. Bases 1 to 1182 code for a protein of 393 amino acids. The record is from RefSeq and is a predicted model, not a curated record. Lineage: Eukaryota; Metazoa; Arthropoda; Insecta; Coleoptera; Cerambycidae. Gene Ontology annotation, molecular function: RNA polymerase II cis-regulatory region sequence-specific DNA binding; DNA-binding transcription factor activity, RNA polymerase II-specific; ATP binding. Gene Ontology annotation, biological process: regulation of DNA-templated transcription. Gene Ontology annotation, cellular component: nucleus.